AAGAAAUAAUGCCUUUAUCUGUUCAUGUUUAAUUUCUAUUGUUAAAAUAUAUAUUUAAUUAUUUAUUUAUUUGUAAAUUUUACUGAUCGUUUUUGUACAGCACCAUAGCUUCACCAUUCAUUCAAAGGAAACAUGGCAAUGCUUUUGAAGGAUCGAGGGCAACUUUCGUUCGAUGACCACUGGCCGGUAAUGCGGCCUAUCAUUUUGAAACUGUUGCAUCAAGAAGCUGUUACAAGAACCGAAUGGCAAGAUCUUUUCUGGCUCGUCCACACAGUGUGCCUAUGGGAUGAUAAGGGGCCACCUAAGGUGUAUAAUAACCUUCAAGAUAAUAUCUUGGACUUCAUACGACAGGCUCAGUCUAAUGUACUGGCACACCAGGAGGAUCAAGCGCUUCUUAAGGCAUACAUUGCAGAGUGGCGCAAGUUUUUCACACAAUGCAACUACCUGCCAAUGCCAUUCUUCCAGCUAGAGCUCAACCUCGCCAACAAGUCACCCUCCAUACACAAGAAGGGACAGAGUGAGGAGAGCGUUGUGCGGAAGCUCAUGUUGGACAGUUGGAACCAGAGCAUCUUCUCAAACAUCAAGCAUCGGCUGCAAAACAGUGCCAUGAAGCUGGUGCAUGCAGAGAGGAAUGGAGAGGCCUUCGACUCACAACUGGUCAUUGGGGUCCGAGAGUCCUAUGUUAACCUGUGCUCGAACCCAGAGGACAAGCUGGAGAUUUACCGAGAGAACUUUGAGCGUGCAUACCUGGACUCCACUGAAGCAUUUUACCGUGCCAUGGCCCCUCAGUAUCUUGAGGCAAAUGGAGUACAGAAUUACAUGCGCUACGCUGACCAGAAGUUGAAAGAGGAAGAGCAGAGGGCGAACAAGUACCUUGAGGCUUACUCGGGCUCCAUACAAGCAUUGAUGGACUGUUGUGUGGGGGUGCUAGUGACAUCGUUCAAAGAGGUGAUCCUUGCGGAGUGCCCGUCCAUGAUAAAGAAUAAUGAGACAGACAAGCUCCAGUUAAUGUUUAAGCUAAUGGAUCGAGUUCCAGAUGGUAUCAUACCCAUGCUAAAGGAUGUAGAACAUCACAUUAUUGACCAAGGGCUGGCAGACAUGAUUGCCUCUGCGGAUAUCAUCACGCAGGAUUCCGAAAAAUAUGUUGAACAGCUCUUAGAAUUGUUCCGAAGGUUUAGCAGACUAGUCAAAGAAGCAUUUCAUGAUGAUCCAAGGUUCCUAACAUCCAGAGACAAAGCUUUCAAGCAAGUUGUUAAUGAUACAUCUGUAUUUCGAUUAGAGCUUCCUUCCAAACAGAAAGUGUAUGGUGCGGGCAACAAGACACAGCCUGAGUCACGAUGCCCCGAGUUGCUGGCCAACUACUGCGAUAUGUUGCUGAGGAAGACGCCCCUAAGUCGAAAACUUACGUCCGAUGAGAUUGAGGCAAAGCUCAAAGAGGUGCUAUUGGUGCUGAAAUAUGUACAGAACAAAGAUGUAUUUAUGCGCUACCACAAGGCUCACCUAACGAGGCGACUCAUAUUGGACUCUUCUGCAGACAGUGAGAAAGAAGAGAAUAUGGUGGAGUGGCUAAGGGAUGUGGGCAUGCCUGCAGAUUAUGUGAACAAGCUGGCUCGAAUGUUCCAAGAUGUGAAAGUGAGUGAGGAUCUCAACCAACAUUUUAAACUAGCAAUCCUUGACAAACAGCUCAGGAGGAGUAAGGCAGGACUUGCUCCCACAGAAACAAAUGGGAACCUUGCUGACUCCAUCAAUAUAAAGAUCUUGAAUGCUGGAGCUUGGGCCAGGGGCAGUGAGCGAGUCCAGGUUUCCCUCCCCCUAGAACUAGAAGACUUCAUCCCUGAGGUGGAGGAGUUUUACAGGCAAAAGCACUCUGGUCGUAAGCUGCAGUGGUACCACCAUAUGUCCAAUGGAACGAUAACAUUCGCGAACCGUGCAGGGAAGUUCGACCUGGAUGUUACCACCUUCCAGAUGGCAGUGCUGUUUGCAUGGAACCAACGACCAGAGGAUCGGAUCUCCUUCGAGAACUUGCGACUAGCCACCGAGCUGCCCGACGCAGAACUACGAAGAACGCUCUGGUCCCUAGUUGCAUUCCCCAAGCUAAAAAGACAAGUGCUGUUGUUGUCUCCAGACGUGAAAUCUCCCAAGGAUUUCGAUGAUAGCACACAGUUUUGGGUCAAUCAAGAAUUCUCAUUAAUCAAAAAUAACAAGCCUCAGAAGCGUGGAAAAGUAAACCUCAUCGGCCGACUGCAACUCUCCACAGAAAAGAGCAAAGAGGAAGACAAUGAAAACAUCACGCUGCUCAGGAUCGUCAGGACUCAGGAGGCGAUCGUGAAGAUCAUGAAGAUGAGAAAGAGGAUCACGAAUGCGCAGCUGCAGACAGAGCUGGUUGACAUCAUGAGGAACAUGUUCCUUCCCUCCAAAAAGAUGAUCAAAGAACAGAUAGAGUGGCUCAUUGAGUACAAGUAUAUCAAACGGGACGAGGAGAACAUAAACGUCUUCAUGUACACUAUGUGACUUAUCCCCCCUCCCGUGUUGAUUUUUAAGUUUUUCUUUUUUUUUUUGGUAAUGCCUGUGUAUAAAAGAAUUUGCAAUAAAAUGUUUGAGACUCUUGUAUACACAUGCCUCUCUGCUCAAUUUUUGGACAGAAGCGAGAAAUCCAACCAAAGGCUUGUUGAAUUGUUUGGUGCUACAUAGCUAAUGUAGGCUGUUGAGCCCGUAAACCCAAACCAACUGGUAGACUGCUCCCUUCCAAGAUUUGUGUGUGAGCAGUUCGUAAUUUGGUCCUAUCCUGGAGUAAGGAAGUGAAGCCUUUACCUUGGUGAAUCCUGAGAGACCAGUUCACAAGAUUACCUCUCUAUGAUGAUUGCCUUCCUCCCAUGAUGCUUUGCUGGAUGCUGGCUUCAAAGCAUGAUGGUAUACAAAAUCACUGCUGUUGCUUAUUAAACCCUUAUCCCAUGUGUGAAAGCAAGUGGAUAUCGGCUUAGAAUUUUUUAUUGAUCAAAAUUUGUUUGCUCAACUAAAUAAUUAUCAUUUUGAAGUGAUAGCGUAUCAUUUACACUGAGAUGGAUACUAACACAUCAACUCUGGAAAAUGCUUGUUUUGCAGGAUAGCUAUCUUUGGAAUCUACUGCAAACUGUAGAAGGGCUUCUUCUCCUUACUCUGACUCGAUAUAUAUGUAUGAUAUGUAUAAUAAAUUUUCUAUUAUAGCCAGUUUUGUUAUAGGUAAUUAACCCAUAUGUAGCUACAUAAAGUUGAGAACUUCAACUUCAAUGUGCAUGGGUGAAGCAUUAAGAGUACAUGGAAAAGAAAUCUCAUUUAAUUCUCUUAUGAUUAGUCUAUUUACAGAAACUGUUUCUGACGUUAUAAAGUACCCUCCAUGCAUUCAUAUACACAAGCUUUCAAAUGUUACAGUCAUUUAUUUGUACUUAACUCUCAAAUCUGAUUUAGUUUAUUCGGCCGAUUUCGUCUCGCAUAAAUCCCAACAUUGGUAAGCAAGCCAAUGUUAAAUUUUUCAGAAUUUGGAUUCUAAUAUGUUUUUCAGCCAAAUGUUCCUAAAGCAAACAUGUAUUGCUUAAAUAUUAGCUUUUAUACAAUAAAACAGAUAAAGUAAAAAAGGAUUACAAAAAAAAAGUUUUAAUUGAGAUUCCGAACAACUUGUCAUUUGCUUCCUGAAGACAAUUAACAAUACAGACAGCCUCAAAAUGAUUAUAAAAAAAGUUAAUGGCAUUAGUUUUUUAACCACAUAUUACUGAGAAUGCAUAAUUUCUUGCCCUCCCCCUCAAUUGUAAUAUAGUUAAAAAGAUUAAGGUAGAUUAGAUGGUUCCACUUUUAAAUAAUAUAACUCUUAAAAUUAAUAAAUUUUGUCUUCAAAAACAAUCCAUUUCAUAUUCUUUUUGAACUUUAAGUGCCUAAAACGCACAAAAUGUUGCAGUACUUUACAUUAUUUUUUUGACUGUCAAAAUAAAAAAUUUUAUUGUCUC
Uloborus diversus is the source of this 3977-nucleotide messenger RNA. It is a transcript of the gene Cul5, whose product is annotated as cullin-5-like. The record is from RefSeq and is a predicted model, not a curated record. Gene Ontology annotation, molecular function: ubiquitin protein ligase binding. Gene Ontology annotation, cellular component: SCF ubiquitin ligase complex; Cul5-RING ubiquitin ligase complex. The transcript is spliced from 18 exons. Bases 133 to 2511 code for a protein of 792 amino acids. NCBI's taxonomy places the organism in Eukaryota, Metazoa, Arthropoda, Arachnida, Araneae, Uloboridae. Gene Ontology annotation, biological process: SCF-dependent proteasomal ubiquitin-dependent protein catabolic process; protein ubiquitination.